Penaeus indicus is the source of this 3608-nucleotide messenger RNA. Its product is annotated as DNA-directed primase/polymerase protein-like. Gene Ontology annotation, molecular function: DNA-directed DNA polymerase activity; chromatin binding. The coding region runs from base 416 to 2338 and encodes 640 amino acids. NCBI's taxonomy places the organism in Eukaryota, Metazoa, Arthropoda, Malacostraca, Decapoda, Penaeidae. Gene Ontology annotation, biological process: replication fork processing; mitochondrial DNA replication; error-prone translesion synthesis. The record is from RefSeq and is a predicted model, not a curated record. Gene Ontology annotation, cellular component: nucleus; mitochondrial matrix. The transcript has 3 exons.
AGGCGGAGUGUUCGUGUUUACAAACCCCUGCGAAUCGCCUCCUCAAGCCCCGGGAAGCAAGAAAGAGAGAAAAGAAAGAAGAAAGGAAAAAGAAAAUAGAUCCAGGGGAUAUAGACUAGACAAUAGUCUAAAACCCUAUAAAAGAAGAAAGAAGGAGAAGAAAACAAGAAAGAGGGAAUGAACGCGAGAGAGGACAGAGAACCCUUCGUACCUGGAUACCCAGGAUAAAUAAAUGAAAGAACCAGCUCAAGGGAAAAAAAAGGAAAAGUAUAAAAGCGAAGAGACUGACAGCAACAGCAACUUGCAACAAUUAAACAGCUAUGGAUUAACUUCAUAUGCUUCUGUAGACUGCAUAUGAGUUUGUUGUUGAUGGUGAUUCCAGGUGAUUUUUCCACAAAAGCAAAGCCUAAAUGAGAUGAUGGAAGAGGAAGAAAAGGGAAAGAAUGAACACACACAACCCUUCACUGCCAGAGGCUUCUAUGGCAGGGCUCAGUCACAGGACCAAGUGCUGCUGCGCGUUGCCAAGACCAGAAAACACCUCAAACAGAAACCUCUAGUAAGCGAGUACAGACCUGGGAUUUUGGGUCCACCUGCCACCUGGAAGACCUUCCGUCGCCAAGCGGAUGCCAUCAAGUUUGCGCAGGUGCAGGGGAAUGGCCUCAUGGUGUUCUCCUUUGAGGGGGAAGCGCUUGGCCAGGGGGGCAAGAGGAACUUUAUGGUGACGCACCCGAAGAUGAUGUGGAUCCACCAGUGCGAGCGCAGCCCCACUCAAAGGUGUACUUAUGAAGUCAUCCAGGAGAACUCUGUGUGUAAGCUUUACUUCGACCUUGAGUUCAUGUACUUGCACAAUCCUGAGAAUGAUGGUGUUCAGAUGACCAAUACAUUUAUUAAGAUUGUAUGCCACUUUCUCCAGAAGGAGUUUGGGGUAUGCUGUAGCCGCAGUGAUAUUAUUGACUUGACUAGCUAUUCCUUUGCUAAAUUUAGCCGUCACUUGAUAUUUAACAUUCCUGGGGUGGCCUUUGCCAAUAAUAUCCAUGUUGGAAAUUUUGUUAUCAUGAUUUGCAAUCAGAUAAGAACCUGGGCAAGGGAAGGUAUGAAAGAAAUGCCUGGCUUUACAUUCAGUGAUGUGGAAGCCCUAUUUGUAACAGAUACCAAGGGAAAUAAAGUACUAUUUUGCGACGAAGGAGUGUACACAAAGAACAGGAAUUUCAGAAUUCUACGUUCAACAAAAUUAGGAAAAAACACACCUUUGGUGGUAGCUCAAGAGAACCAGUAUGUGGCACAGACAAAAAUGGGAGGAUCUGUAGAGGAAAUGCUCUUCCUGGAUUCUCUGGUGACAACAGUCAGCGAGAGCCAAAAAAUCUUGACUUUUGGAGACGAUGGCACAAGAAGACCGAAGUGCACGCAGAAGGAGAGAGAAGGUGCGGGCCCAGGGAUAGAGGGGUUCAGCCACUCUCCGUACCCAGAGAUUGACAGGCACAUCCAGAGCAUCCUUGGUCAUGGUUACAUCCGCUGCUGGUUUUAUUUCCCACAAAGUGAAUUGCUGGUUUAUGAAAUAGCCAAUAAUAGGUUCUGCCACAACAUUGGUAGAGAGCACAAGAGCAAUGGCGUAAUGUACGUUGCAAACCUGAAGCUAGCUGUUUAUUAUCAGAAAUGUCAUGACUCAGACUGUCAGGACUACCGAUCAAACCCCAUUCCACUUCCUGAUUGGACUGUAUUCUGGAAGAAAAUGGGAGAAGAAGAGGUGUUGGAGUGGAUCCAAGACUCUCAGAACGGUGCAAAUGACAUUUGGGACGACAACGAUGAUGACGACAACCUUCUAACCAUGGCAGCCACACAGAUUGAGAACGAGCAUAACAACAAUAAUAAUAUGGAUGCGGCAGCUAUGGAGUUUGAGAAUGAGGAUGAUGAUAAUCUUUUACUCAUGGCAGCUGCGCAGGUUGAGAAUGAGUAUCUGUCAGACAGCAAGUUGACUAAUACUGUAAAAAAGUUUGAAAUGUGGGAUAAAAUUGACGAGAUGUCUCUAUCUUCACUGAGCAGGCAGAGUUCUCAGAAAAGCAACCCUUGGGACAAGCUGUCCCUCGUGUCAUCUCCAAACAGUUCCUUUUAUGACGAGUCUUCACAGAAAUCCCUUGACGACUGCAGAACAAACCUUUGUCUGGAAACUGUCAUUGCAGACCAGAAAGUGCGGCAGAACCCAAACAUGUAUGACUUUGAAUCGGACGAAGAGUUUGCAAGUGCCGCGGCCAAAGUUGAAGAGGAGCUUCAAAAGCAAGCAGGGGAUGAAGUGGAAUUCAAUAGCUGUGGGCUUGAUGAUGAGGACUUUAUGCUGCCAUAAAUUUGAAUAUGGAAAAUUCUGUUUUGCAUGAUGUAUAUUAUAGAUUUAUUUUCAGUAAGUAAGGAAAUUAAUAACAGUUUUAGAGUACCUUUACUGUUCUGGUACAAAGUUAAUAAAGUUAUAUAUUGUGAACAAAGGUUUUAAGAAUAUAUAUUUAUUUUGUUAGUUAUUACUGGUCUGUCAUGUAUAAAUAUAAAAAAGCCAAGGGAAAUUAAUACAAAAUGCUUUACACAUUUUACAGUGAUAAUGAUGGACCUGUAUUAUAGUAAACGUCGCAUGAGCUGGCUUUGAUAAGGGAUUGUGUAUACAAGAGAAUAAUAUAUAAAUUUGACAGAGCUCAUAUCUAUUAAUGGUGCUUGCUUCAUAAACGUUAAUCUUUCCUAUGUUUUGUUCGUAACAUGAAAGAGUUUGAUUGUGUUACAAAUUAUUUUGUAGUUUAAAACUCAUUUGCUUUCAGUUUUUUAGUUAAAUUAUUAUGGAAUUUCUUUCAUUUUGGUUUACAUAAUUUACCAUAUAAGAUCUAAAGUAAUCUGAUAUAGAUAAAAAUGACUCGGUGAUAUAGCCAAAAAAUUGAUUUGCAAAUCACUUUAAAAUUAGAAAAGAAAAGGACUAAUAGAUGUCAUCUACCCUUAACAAUAUAAUUUAGGACACUUCUUCUGCAAAGAAGACCAUCAGGACACUAAGACAAUACAUGCAGGCAUUCAAAGGUGUUCUCAGAUCAAGUGCCUGAAUAUGCAAGUCUAAACUUUCAUCUGUAACAAUCAUUGCUAUAGUCACAUUGAUGCACUUUAUCUUAUGAUAGUAGUGUAUUAACAUGAAUAUAUUAGUGUUUAUAUACAGAUGAGUUUAAUGUAACAAACCAUUUUUUCGAUGCACGUUUGGACAGUUGGUUUAAGAAUACUUUAGGAUGCAGAUACUCUCAUUUAGGUCCACUUGAAUUCUAGCAAAUGGUCAUAUAGUGUUUAGUCAAAUGUCAUGUACUUUUGUUAUUAUUUUUAGUAUUGGAUAGAAGCACAUAUUUCAGGUUCUAUUACUUAUGCAGUGAUUAUGUAACAAGAACAGUCCAGUGGUCAUGUAAAGUUUUAGAAGUCACUCCGGUAUAAAAAAUGUGAAUUAUCCAUUUAUAGUAUUGAAUAUAGAUAUUUAUAUGGGGAAAACAGUAUUAAAAGUUGUAAAAUUUCCUUUUUUUUAAAUCAAACUUCAUGUUUAGAUAUGUUCAUUUGUUAUGCUAUAUAUCAAAUAUGUGAUAUUGGUAACUAUUAAAAGCUUU